Rangifer tarandus platyrhynchus (Svalbard reindeer) is the source of this 1164-nucleotide messenger RNA. The record is from the annotation of a GenBank genome assembly. NCBI's taxonomy places the organism in Eukaryota, Metazoa, Chordata, Mammalia, Artiodactyla, Cervidae.
AUGGCUUCGUCCAGCUCCUCCAGCACCUCAGGCGGCCCCAUCGCCAGAGGAUCUCGAAGGAGGAGGCUCGUUCUGAAGCUGAGCCAGAAGGACACCCUGCAAGCGCUCUUUCAACAGAACCCCUACCCUGGGAUAGCGACCAGAGAACGACUGGCCCGAGAGCUUGGCAUUGCCGAAAGCAGAGUUCAGGUCUGGUUUCAGAACCAACGAAGAAGACGGUUAAAGCAGAGCCGAUCGCCGUCUGCAAAUAUGCGCCAAGACGGGGAAGGGGCGCCAGGAGAGGCCAGGAGAAAGAGGACAGCCAUCUCUCCUUCUCAAACAAGGAUCCUUGUGCAAGCCUUCACGAGGGAUCGCUUUCCAGGGAUUGCCGCCAGGGAAGAACUGGCUCGUCAGACGGGAAUCCCAGAACCUCGAAUCCAGAUAUGGUUUCAAAACCGAAGAGCUCGGCACCCCCAGCAGAGCGCAAGGGGGCCUGGCAAUGUCCGGGCCCGAGGACCAGGCGGCGCAUCGGCCACGACCGCUCCUGCUCCAGAGGACCGAAGGGCCCCACCCGCUGUCCACAGCACCUCUCCUCCCCUUGGCCCCUCUCAGACACAGGAGAGCAUGCCACCCUUGGCUGCAGCCGCUCCUUUGGGCGCCCCCACCUUCUGGGUGCCCGGGACUGCCUCUGGGGUCUGUGUGGGCCAGCCGUUGAUGUUCUUCGUGAUCCAGCCCAGCCCGAUGGCUCUCCAGCCAAGUGAGAAGCCACCACCUCCUCCCCAGGUAGCAGUGCCCUGGGCCGCGUGCUCCCCUGCUGACACGGCCCCUUGGCAGCCUGGGCCAGGGGCCAUCCUGCCGCCUCUACAGCCUGAGACACACAUCAGGCGGAGGCCAGAGUCACCCGUUGGUGAAGGCACGGCCCCUCUGCUAGAGCCACAGCCCCAUCCGCCCAGCCUUCCAAGAUCGACAAGCCUCCUAGAUGAGCUCUUGGCGGCCACCGGCAUCCUGGAAACGCAGGCGCCUUCCGCGGGGGACGCUGCAGAUGCACGAGACACGCCCUGGUCUUCACCGCGGGCCGCUGCGGACGAAGAAGGAGUUGAGGCAAUCCUGGAGGCACCCCUCAGAGAGGAGGAUUACCAGGCACUCCUGGACAUGCUGCCAGGCUCCCCAGGCCCUCGGGCUUAG